This is a messenger RNA of Pseudomyrmex gracilis, 1380 nucleotides long. RefSeq lists its product as uncharacterized. The record is from RefSeq and is a predicted model, not a curated record. The coding region runs from base 1 to 1380 and encodes 459 amino acids. Lineage: Eukaryota; Metazoa; Arthropoda; Insecta; Hymenoptera; Formicidae. The transcript is spliced from 2 exons.
AUGCAUACAUCUGCACUCAUCUCAACAACAGAUAAGAAAAUAUCAGAAAUUAGCACCACAGGAAACUACCAUUCGUCCACUACUAAACACGCCUUAGCCAAAGGCCACAAUUUCGCGGUAGCCCCAACUAAACUCCCAAACGAGACAAUAAUUAGUCAUAUAGAAACAGCCAUACACUUUCUUCCCCAAGAACCUGCUAACAAUAUCCGCAGACUAGUGGCUAACAUACUCAAUAAAUCAAAAUUGCCAACUCAUAAUCUUACUAGAUCUGAACGCUGUGCUUUGAAACAAGUAAAUCAAGACAGAGAUAUUAUCCUUCCAGCAGAUAAAGGCAAUACAACAGUGAUCAUGAAUAAAACAGAUUAUGACACUAAAAUUCAGACAUUACUUACAGACUCCACAUAUGAAAAACUUAAGAAAGACCCUACUGCUUUAUUAAACACUCUCACCACCAAUCUCAUUAAGAAAAACAAUCUCCCAAACGUGUUAAUACCCAGAAACGCGGUACCACCUAGACUAUAUGGACUACCCAAAAUCCAUAAAAACAACAUACCCCUCAGACCGAUAGUAAGCGCUAUAAACUCACCUACAUACGAUCUAGCUCGCUUCCUGGUCAGCAAACUAGAACCUCUCACGGGUAAAACUGACACCACGAUAAAAAACUCAUCUGACUUCAUUUCUAAAAUCAAAAACAUCAAACUUCAACCUAAUGACAUUUUGGACAGUUUUGAUAUUGUGUUUCUGUUCACGCAGGUACCAAUCUAUGACACCAUUAACAUAAUUAAAUCUUCAGGUCAACUAUCAUCCGACCUCAUAUCAUUGGUAGAACAUUGCCUGACCACAACCUAUUUCACCUACAAUAACCAAUUCUAUAAACAAAUCACAGUUGCAGCUAUGGGAUCACCGAUAUCUCCAAUCAUAGCAAACAUAUUUAUGGAACACUUCGAAACCCAGGCCAUCAAAAAAGCCCCACUAAAGCCACAAACAUGGUACCGGUACGUAGAUGACACCUUUGUCAUUUGGCAACAUGGGGAGACAGAACUCUAUACCUUUUUAGACUUUCUCAAUAAACAACACCCAAACAUUACCUUCACAUUAGAAACAGAACAACAUGGUAAACUUCCAUUUUUAGAUGUUCUGAUCACAAGAAAACCAGACGGCUCUUUAGGCCACCAAAUCUAUAGAAAACCCACCCACACCAAUCGAUAUUUACACGCGGCAUCACAUCAUCACCCAGCCCAAAAACAAGCUGUGAUAAACUCGUUGAUCUAUAGAGCAUUUACUAUAUGCGACAAAGACAGCAUUCAAAACGAACUCAAAGAAUUAAAAAACACUCUCCAACAUAAUGGCUACACUGCAACAAAUAAACAAAGUAAUUAA